GACCGCGCAAGUUAAACGUUUAACGUUAGCUAGCUAAGCUACGUGGGGCUUUUUUUUUGACAAAUUCAAGAGUCACUAUCAAAUGCCAUUUAUUAGUACUUGGUGAUAAUGUAAUAGCCGUUAUAUCUCUACACUUAAGUGAAGUUCUUUGUAAGGGGUCACUCGUUUAUUGCUAGUUUUAUUUUUGUGGACUAGCUUAAUUUGUGCUGUUGUUAUGAGUGGUAACCUAGCAGCCUAGGUAUCAUAUCAUAGGAACCUCAGGAUGUCUGUUAAGUGUCGUUUUAAUAUAGCUGUGCAUAUAUUCUCCAUCUGGCAUAUUUAAUGUAUCUUCAGAUAACGGUAGAUUUUUCCAAAAUGAGUGAGGGUUCUUGGUCUGCAAAUUAAUUUUCCAAGUUUGUGUAGUUACGUGUUAAACAAUAUUUAGUGUAGCGUUAACGCGAAAAAACAAUGCUAGGUUAAUUUUGGGAAUUACAGCGAUGUUUGUCCAUAGCUUCAUAUCCACAAUGAACUUGCUAAGUUAACAGCUAACACUAACAUCGUCUGGAUUGGUAUCGCUGCAUUGUCCACUCACUUUCUAGUUAAGUCUUUACAACCACGCCAUGGCCAAGAUACCUGCUGCCUUUGAGUGGGAAACAGUGAUGAGAAUUGAUCCCGCAAGCCUCCAUACUUGUGAAAAAGAGGAAGUGGAUGAGAUCCUCAGCAUGUUCACUUUGACGGAAGAAUGGGAGGUGAAGGAUGUUGCUCCGGAGAGCAUUAUACAAGUCCUCAGAGUUUUUCAAGCCCUGUUGAAGAUUAAGGAUCUGGAUCUUCACAAUGCCAUCAAAAUUGUUGAUGACAUUGAUGUAGAGCAUGAUAAAAUUGAAAAGGAGCUCCUCGCCAAGGUGUCCAGGCUGGAACAGGAGUGCAAGGCUCAGCACUCCGGCACAGGGCCAGACACCCGCUUUCUGAGAGAUGAGAUUCGGCAGCUUGAGACCCAGCUUGGGCAGAGUGAGAAGGAGUUGGACCAAUUAAAGAAAGAAAUGGGCAAAGAAAAGAAAACCAACGAGGAGUUGGUUGCACGAGCAGAAGAGGCUGAGGAUGAGGUCAGGAAGCUGAAAAGAGAGAAUGAGCAGCUCAAGCAGGAUGUGGACUUCUAUCGCGGAGAGCUGGACCAGAAAGAACCGGUCCCAUCCCGAGAAGAGAAUGCUGAGACCCAGAGGAAACUCAAACAAAAGCUUUCCCAGUACUGGGAUGACCUUCAGCGAGCUGAGGAUGAAAACUCACACCUUAAAACACAGAAUGAGCAGAUGCAGAAAAGUCUGGAGGAGUCAGUGAAAGAGAUGGAGAAGAUGACAGAUGAGUACAACAAGAUGAAGAUUGUUGUGCAGCAGACUGAUUCCAUUAUGGACCAGCUCAGGAAAGAGAGGGAUCAUGCAAAGCUACAAGUCAGAGAAUUAACAGAUAAGAUUCGUGGCACGACUGAAGAGAAUGACCCAAUAAUGGCAGCAGUCAGUGCCAAAGUGGAGGAGUGGAAGCAAGUGCUCUCUGGGAAGGAUGAUGAAAUUUUGGUGUACCAGCAGAUGAUCCGUGAUCUAAGGGAAAAGCUGCGUUCUGCCCAGUUGGACUUGGACAAGAGCAACAUUAUUGCCUUGCAGCAGGCUGUCCAAGAGAGAGAUAAUCAGAUCAAGCUGCUCAGUGAACAGGUAGAGCAAUAUACAAGGGAAAUGGAGAAGCACACCCAGCUUAUUGAGGAGCUAAAGACAUCCACAAAGAAAGACAGAGGCCAAUCAUUAAGUCUACCACAGAGAAAGAUGGAAGAGCUGAAAUCCAAGCUGGAAGCUGCAGAGACCAGAGUGCUGGAAGCAGAGAAGGCGGUAAAACUGGCGGAAGCUCAUGCUGAGGAAAAAGACAAAGUACUCAUUGAGGCUUCAAACCGCUUGAGCCAGUACGAGUCUGGCACUUAUGGCCUGGAAGCAGCCAUCAUGGAGAUCAAAGAGUGUAAAAAUCAAAUUAGUGUGAGAGAUCGUGAGACAGAGGCCAUGACCAAAGAGAUCAACCAGCUUGAGAUGAGAAUCAGUGACCUAAUGGAUGAAAAUGAGGAUUUCCGAGAAAAACUAGGCCUGGAACCAAAGCAGGAAGUGGAUCUGACAGAGUUCAGACGAGCCAAACAGCUCAGACAACGCCAGUACAAAGCAGAAAACCAAGUCCUCACCAAAGAGAUUGAACGCCUUGAAGAGGAAAGACUGGAGCUAAAGAAACAAAUCAGACGCAUGGUGAAGGAAAAAGGGAUCCCACAGUCCAGCUUGCUGCUGGAGGAUGAUGUUGAGCCCAGCAGAACUGGACACUUGCCAUUUAAACAAAGCAGCUCUUUCACAGAGGAAGAGAUCCGACGCAAAAAUGAGCACCUGGAAAAAGAACUGAGGAAUAAGGAGAACGAGUUGGAGCUUCACAAGGCCCAGUUUCACAUCAGAUUGGAUGAGCUGUCAAAAGUGAAGAGAGACCUGGAGGCUGCACUGAAAGAUGUCCUCCAAGUCAUGAGGAUUAAUCAACAGACUACCCCAUCUGACACUGCCAUCAAUAUGCUCAGUGUGGAAACACUGGCUAAUGUUAUUGAUGUCAACAAUAUUGGGCAAUCUGAGCCAGCCCAGCUUCUCAAGUCCCACAUACAUCAACUGGUGGGGAGAAAUGAAGAACUAAGGCAGGAACUGAAAUUGGCCCGGGAGGAAGCAACCACCUGCUUCAGUCAGCUUGCCAGAGCCAAAGAAAAGGUGAGCCAACUGGAAGGUGAAUUAGAGUUGCUAAGGAAGUCAGGCAGCAGUGGGGUUGUCCUCCGCCCCCUCACCCUGCCCGAGGGCCUUGGGCCCAGCAGCACUGUGGUCAUCAGUUCUCUAAAUGAGUAUGCUGUUCGACUUCUUCAGGAGCUCAAAAACAAGGAAGAAAAAUGUGAGAAACUGGUAGGAACAUUGCAGGAAUACAAGGAGAAGUUUUCCGUUAUAAGCCACCAACAGGGACUCCUCUAUAAAGAAUACCUGAGUGAAAAGUCAGAGUGGCAAAAGAAGAAAGAGACAUUUACAGAGAUGCAGAACAAGCUGGAGGAGCAAAAACAGGUGGACGCUAUUAAAAUUCAAGAGUUCAAUGAGCUACUUGACACCCUUCAGAAGGACCCAGAUGAAACCAAGAGGCAUUUAAGUGAAGCUCUGCGCAAUUUAACAAUGCUGAAAGUGAAUGAGAAGAAACUGACACGGCGCUACGUCAUCCUGCUGGAGCAGGAACAACACCUCCGCAAGGAGAACAGCAAGCUGAAGGAUGAGAGCAGCCACAUGCAGGCCUCUGUCACCCAGAGGAUAGGCUGUCUGCAGAGAUACAAGGAAAUGGCUGCAUAUAAGAUAGCAGCACUGCAGAAGGCCUUGGAUGAAAGUGUGCCCUCAUCUGACCUGGAGAAAGCUAACAAACAGUACACAGAGUUAACAGUCAAGUAUAGAGACAUGCUGCAGCGGGACAGCCGCCUGAUGCAGAGAACCACCGACCUGGAACAUCUGGAGAGUGAGAAUGAAUGUCUUCGCGAGCAAAUCUCUGCCGUGAAUAAAGAACUGGAGAUUGCAAAGGAGAAACUGAAUACUUUAGAGCAAGCAUGGGACAACAUGAGUGUGACUGGAGGUGAAAAUAGCAUGGAUAAGGCAGGCAAAGCAUUGGCCAACAAUGAGAUGGUAUCUGCUGCCAGGCGGAUCACGACUCUCGAGAUGAAGGAGCUGAACGAGAGGCAGAGAGCUGAGCAUGCCCACAAAAUGUAUGAGCAAAUGAGGAACUCUCUCAGGCAGGUGGAAGAACGGAAUUUGGAACUGGAGUCCAAGUUUGCAGAGCUGACCAAGAUGAAUGUGGAGGCCCAGAGGGUGGAGCGGGAGUUAAGAGAUGAACUGGCAGACAGCAUCAGCAAAGCUGUGAGUGAUGCUGACAGAUCCAGGAUUACAGAGCUGGAGAAGGCCGAGGCUGUGCUUCGCAUCGAAGUUUCUAAGCUUCAAGAGGUGGCUGAUGUGGCCAUGAUGCAGGCGUCCGCUUUACAGGCCAGACAGCAGUCCAAAGAGAAAGAGGUAGAAGUUUUGAGGAAACAACUACUGGAUUACCAGUCACAGUCAGAUGAGAAGGCCCUCAUUGCAAAGCUCCAUCAGCACAUUGUGGCUCUGCAGCUAAGUGAGUCAGCUGCUUUGGCCAAGCUGGAGGCCAGCACCUCUCACAUCCGACAGCUGGAGGUCUAUAAGCUGCGUGCCGAACAACGGCUGGACGCCAGUGAGUCCACUCUGUUCCUUGCCCGCCAGGAGAGCAGAAAUCGCUCCAAGCGCCUACGGCAGACCAUCCAGUCGCUACGUAGGCAGUUUGCUGGAGCUCUUCCCCUUGCCCAGCAGGAAAAGUUCUCUGUAACCAUGGUGGGCCUCCAGGACGACAGAGCAAAAGCCCAGCAGGAGAGGAAGAAGGCAGAGGAGGAGAGGAGGACCGCAGAGGCCCGGGCGGAGGAGCUGGAACUGAGACUUCAAGGACUGGAGGAGCUCAUCUCAACGCUAAAGGAUGUGAAAGGGGCCCAGAAGGUAACCGAGUGGCACAAUAAGAUGGAGGAAGCUCGUCUGCAGGAGAUGAGGAAAGGCAGGGAGCUGGUGGUCCAGAAGGAGGAGAUCAGGUACCUAAAAAACCUGGUGGAGGAGCAUGAGCGAACCAUCUGCUCACUGGAAAAGGAUAUUGUGCAGCAAAACAUGCUGCAAGAUGAACACCAGCUUGCAUGGGAUCAACGAGAGGUGGAGCUGGAGCGCCAACUGGAGCAGUACGAGAAGCACCAGAGCGAAGUUCUUAGCAGUGCUGACAAGUAUGAAGAUGGUGCAGGGUCCCUGCCGGAUCCAAGUCUACCGCUUGCUCACCAGUUAGAGUUUGCUUUGUGUAAAAUCAGAGAGCAUGUCCGCACCAUCUUGGACAUGCAGGCCACCUGCAAAAGUUUGGAUGAGCGGCUGAAAGAGAAAGAAGCAACUCUGUGGAAGGCUGAACAGAAUAUCGUGUCCAGGGAUAAAGUGAUCAAUGAGUUGCGUCUUCGACUCCCAGCUGCUGCCAGCAGAGAACGCCUGCUAGCUGACCUUGCCAAGCAUGAAGAGGGCCAGUCAGACAGUCAACCUGCCCUCAAGCUGGCUCACCAGACAAUCAAAGACCUCCAGGGUCGGCUUGACAAAAAAGAGGAUGUGCUAAAGAAAUACCAGAACCAGUUGGCUCAAGCCAGACAGGAUCAAGAGGAUAUGAUCAAGAGACACCAGGAGGAGCUGAGAAUGCUGCAUCAGAAGCUGGACUUGUACACAGACACCUCCCUGGACCACUUUAAACAGACAGCUAUGGAACUGAUGAAGAAGCCGACUAUCAGGGUGCCAACCACCAAACAUCUGGAGCGUCUGGCUGAGUUGGAGCAAACGGUGGCUGAACAGGACAUCUCGCUCUCGUCCUUCACAGAGAAGCUGAAUCUGACCGCAGCUGAGCUGGAACGACAGAGGACGUCCAUGGAAACACAGGCUAAGAAACAUGCUGAUGAGAUUUCAAAGCUGGAGGAGUAUCAUGCUGCCCAGGUGAAAGCUCUGACAGCUGAGAACGAGGACCAGAGGAGCCAGAUAGCCCAGAUGGAGAAGGAACUGAACUACCUCCGAACUGAGCUGGCAGCACAGAAAGAGGCCAACGUCCGCUCCCCAAGCAGCACCAUGAAAAACCUGGUUGAACGACUGAAAGCACAGCUCAACCAGAAAGAGAAACAGCUCAAGGCUCUCAGUAAGGCUCUGUUGGAGCUACGGGCGGAGAUGAUGUCUGCAGCAGAGCAGCAAGUCAUAGCCAGCGCUGCACAAAAAGAGGAGAGUCUCAAUGUACAAAUGCUGGUUGAUAGACACACCAAAGACCUAAAGGUGCGCAUGCAAGAACUUAACGAAGAACUUCAAAUGGCAAAGGAGUCUGCCAAAGCAGCCAGAGGGCGGGAGAACACCCUGAAAGAGGAAGUGGACAGCCUAAACCAGGACUUGCAAAAGAGUCAAAAAACCCAGAGGCGCCUGCAGGCUGAAAAGGAGGAGAGAGAGCAGGAAAUCCAGGAGCUCAAGCAGCAAAUCAAGAGGCUCAGCAGUGCCCUUCAGAAUCAGUCAGAUGGGAAGGGGCCAACCACUGAGAAUCUGCAAAAGAAGAUCAGGAGGCUGGAGUCCGACUUGGAGAAAAGAACAGAAACAACGGACGUUAAAGACGAUCACAGAAAGGCCAAAGACGAAAUGGUGCGCUGGGAGGAGGGCAAGAAAUGGCAUGCCAAGAUGGAAAAGGUGAAGAUUUCACUGAAGGAGAAGGAACGAGAGAAUGAAUCACUGUCAAAACAUCUCAGCACUCUUAAAGACCUAUAUGGCAGACUGGAGCAAGAGAAGACUGCACUGCAGAAAAAGCUGAAGGCUCGAGGUGUGACAGCCCCUCAGGUGGUGGGAGUGCGAUCCACUCAAAUGGAGAAGGAGAUGGAGGAGCUGAAGAAGAAGAACUCGGAUCUGGAGACACAGAUCCUCACCAUAAAAGAGCAACAGGCCUUACCUCGAGAUGACGCCAUGGAGAACCUGACCCUGAGGAACCGCUACCUGGAGGAGAGACUCCACUCCUUAGAGAGCCAGAUAUCCAAAGAGCCUUCAUCAAGGCCCUCUACUUCAGGACGCGGCACUAGCACCCCCUCUCAGAGAGAUCAGGAUCUCCAAAAAGAAAAUCUGAAGCUGGCCUCUGAGAACCUGGAGCUGCGCUUUCAGCUGGAGCAGAGCAACAAAGACUUACCGAGACUCAAGAACCAAGUUGCGGACCUUAAAGAAAUGUGCAGCGUGUUGAAAAAGGAAAAGGCAGAAAUGGAGAAAAAGCUGGCCCAUGUACGUGGGGCUGGUUACAGUGGUAAAACAGUACCUGAGCUUGAGAAGACCAUCGGGCUGAUGAAGAAGGUCGUGGAGAGGGUGCAGAGAGAAAAUGAGAUGCUGAAGAAAUCCAGCACAGCAGCCAAUCAAGACAAGCUCACUGCCUUGGAGCAAGAAAAUGUCAAGAUAAAGGCUGACUAUGAAAAACUCAAGAGUCAAAGUGAAGCUGAGCUGAGUUCCAAACUUGAAUCUAAAACUAAAGGACUGGAGAAAAUCGUGAUGGAAAAUGAACGUCUGCGCAAGGAGAUUAAACGGGAGAUGGAAUCUGUCGAGAGGCUGAGAGUGACCAAGGCGAGUCUGGAGGUGACCAACGAGAAGCUCGAGGCGGAGCUGGAAGAAACCAAGCACAGGCUGAGGGCAGCUCUAUCCAGACCCGUCACAGAGGGGGCGGACAGUAAGACCUGGAAGGCCUCUGUGCUAACGAGAAUGUUUGAGAACAAGAUGCAGGAGCUGGAGAAGGAGCUCUCCCAGAAGACGUCCAGUCUGUCGGAGCUCAAACAACGGCUGAAGGAGGUGAACGAGCGUGAGGAGAGAGCUCAGAUAAGCAUCCGGCAACUUGAAGACCAGGUCGACAUGUUAAAAAGAUUUCCAACCGCUGCAAAGACAGGAGAAGGAUUCGCCAAAGACUUCCAGGCAGUGAGACUGGCGAACGCUGAGCUGCAGAAGGAGAACACAGAACUGAAACAAAGGCUGAACGAGUACAGCGAGCGAUACGGCGAAACGACAUCUAAACCGGACUACGGGAAGCUCAGAAACCUUCUGCGGGAAGCCGAAACGGACAAAACCAGACUUCAAACUGAGGUUGAAAAGCUGAAGAAAGAGCUGGCGAGCUUUGACCCGACGUUUUUUGAUGAGAUUGAAGACUUGAAGUAUAACUACAAGUUAGAGGUGAAGAAGAACAUCCUGCUGGAGGAACAGCUGAAGAAGGUGUGCGAUCAGUUCGGUGUGAAGGCCGAAACGCCCCGGGAGUCCAUCAGUUAACUCGGGUCGGACUGUUCUGUCACCUUAGAUCUGUGGUGUUCGGCAUCAGCCCUCAGUCCGGACCAAAACGAGUCUGUAUCGUCACGCGCUGAGAACCGUCAGGUACCAGACGGUGCCAGGUGACGUGUGAUCGGUAGACAGACGACCAUAUGGAAUCUCAGGGCUGAUAACUCACAGUUGUCCGUUUGUUGUAGUUGAAACACACACCACAAUCGACUAAUACUAAGCUUACAAAUGUAGAACUGUGAAGAGGACAUUUCAUAUAUAUUUUUAGAUGAAGUUUAUUUUUCUAAUAAGAUCAAUAUGCAGAGAGUCUGCAUCCACCCUAGAGUAAACAAAAACGUUUAGUCCACAAAAACAUUGGAACAACUUCUCAUACUGCUGUGUUAAUUAAGGGUCACCCACAGCCCUCAGCUCCUGUGUGAAAGGCUUUGAGCCUUCACAGGGGACGUUUUCAGCUUGUUCCCAACAAUUCACUACGAGCAUAAGGAGCCUUUUACCGGCUGUGUAAAAAUGCCUGAACAAUAAUCUGUCGGCCACUGAAACAUCGCGCAUCCCCUCUGAUCAGAUCUGUAAUCUUGUUUGCUAGGUUUUCAUUCUUGAAUUGUUUCUGAUUUAAAGCAGUUUAGUGUUUAGACAGAGCUUGACAGUUUAAAUCCUACCACUCUUCAAAGCAUCAUUUUAAAAAUAGGUUUAAAAAUAGAUCUUUGUACAUUAUCAAAUGUAAUCAGUAUCAUUUAGGUACUACAGCACAGGACAGUUUAAAACCUUACGAUCACAUUGCUGAAGCGAAUUCCUUAGAAAUCAUAAGUUUACCUUUAAACAGUAAAGUGACGUAGUUUGUGUGGUUUCUUCGUGAGGCAGCUGCUUGUCGUUAAUACUGAACUGUGUUUGGUGGUGUAACUUGUUGAAGUGUUAUAUUUAUUUCCUUGUAUUUGUACAGUUCAGACAUAUUGUGCUUGUAUGUAUUUGUCAAUAAAGCAGCUCUCAUAGUAA
Molecule: messenger RNA, 8891 nt
Organism: Scatophagus argus
Lineage: Eukaryota; Metazoa; Chordata; Actinopteri; Scatophagidae
Gene: cep290
Product: centrosomal protein 290
Exons: 51
Coding region: 600-7895 (2431 amino acids)
Biological process (GO): camera-type eye development; kidney development
Source: RefSeq, a predicted model, not a curated record